CUUAUUUUUGUUUACAUUUCUUACUUUAUACGGUUGAGAAUGCGAUUUGCUCAGCUUAUUGUGGGACCUGCGGGCAGUGGCAAGUCCACGUAUUGCAGCACAAUGCAACAGCAUGGCUUCGACACCAAACGGAACAUACAAGUUGUUAAUUUAGAUCCGGCCGCAGAAUACUUUUCCUAUAAGGCUCUGGCGGAUAUACGGGAUCUGAUUCAUUUGGACGAUGCCAUGGAGGAUGAGGAACUGCACUAUGGACCCAAUGGGGGCUUAAUAUUCUGCCUCGAGUUCCUCAUCGAAAAUCAGGACUGGCUGAAGGCGCAACUGUGCGGGGCUGACGACGAGAUAAUGUUGGGAGAACCCGAUGAUGAUUAUAUAUUAUUCGAUAUGCCCGGACAAAUCGAGUUAUUUACACAUCUUAAGAUGGGCAAACAGUUGGUACAAUUACUAGAGUCCUGGAACUUUCGCGUCUGUGUCGUUUUUUGUCUGGAUUCACAGUUCAUGGUCGAUGGCGCCAAAUUCAUUUCCGGCACAAUGGCCGCUCUCAGUGUGAUGGCCAAUUUGGAGCAACCACAUGUAAAUGUGCUGACCAAAGUAGAUUUACUGAAUGCCGACGCACGAAAGCAACUGGAGAUGUAUCUGGAGCCGGAUACACACAGUCUGUUGGGUGAAGUAACGAUAGGGUCGGCCUUUGGUGAGAAAUAUCGAAAGCUAACAGAGGCUAUAGGCGCACUCAUUGAGGAUUUUAGCUUGGUUCGGUUUUUCCCCUUGGACUCGCAGGACGAAGAGAGCAUUGGUGAUCUUUUGUUGCAGGUUGAUAGCAUAUUACAAUAUGGUGAAGAUGCCGAUGUGCAAGUCCGUGAUUUUGACGAACCGGAAGACGCACGCGAUGACGAUAUGUAAAGGGCGUCUACCAAAACUUAGCUUUGUAGGACUGUAAAUAAAGUUAAACUGUAAUAAAGUA
This is a messenger RNA of Scaptodrosophila lebanonensis, 958 nucleotides long. Its product is annotated as GPN-loop GTPase 3. The transcript is spliced from 2 exons. NCBI's taxonomy places the organism in Eukaryota, Metazoa, Arthropoda, Insecta, Diptera, Drosophilidae. The coding region runs from base 40 to 897 and encodes 285 amino acids. The record is from RefSeq and is a predicted model, not a curated record. Gene Ontology annotation, molecular function: GTPase activity.